Musa acuminata AAA Group (dessert banana) is the source of this 554-nucleotide messenger RNA. Its product is annotated as ethylene-responsive transcription factor ERF109-like. Gene Ontology annotation, biological process: ethylene-activated signaling pathway; regulation of DNA-templated transcription. The record is from RefSeq and is a predicted model, not a curated record. Bases 75 to 554 code for a protein of 159 amino acids. The transcript has a single exon. NCBI's taxonomy places the organism in Eukaryota, Viridiplantae, Streptophyta, Magnoliopsida, Zingiberales, Musaceae. Gene Ontology annotation, molecular function: DNA-binding transcription factor activity; DNA binding.
CCUUCCACCACCACCUAUUAUCAGUCAACCCACGUCAAUUCAGCAAAGAACAGCAGCAGUAGCAGCAAAGGGCUAUGUCGGGCUGCAGCGAUUGGCAGCCGUCAUCCUCACGCCUGUCACGCGAGCAGGAGACCUCCAUCAUCGUCUCCGCGCUCGCUCACGUCCACUCCGGCUACGCCACUGCCCCCGCCGAGCUCCCGCUCGCUGACACCUGCCGUACGUGCGGCAUCGAAGGGUGCCUCGGUUGCGAGCUCUUCUCCUUCGCGGACGACGAGGUAGCCGUCGUGCCGUCCGACAGCAGCGGCUCCGGGGGAUCGAGGAGGAAGGGGAAGAAGGGCAGCAGGUACCGGGGCGUGCGGCAGCGGCCGUGGGGGAAGUGGGCGGCGGAGAUACGCGACCCGAAGCGGGCGGCGCGCAAGUGGCUGGGCACGUUCGACACUGCGGAGGACGCUGCGCGGGCGUACGACCGCGCCGCCGUCGAGUUCCGAGGGGCGCGCGCCAAGCUCAAUUUCCCGCCCCCGGACAACACGCCCUCCUCAAAUCCUGAUCGCUAG